UUUGUAAAAUCUUCUCUUUCAUCUCACUAAAUUCUCCAUAUUGAUCUGAGUGCAAAUUAAUUUGAUGAUUAAGAUGAAUAAGAAUUUAUUACUGCUUUAGCAAAUUGCACUAAUCUUUCAAAUUUAACACUUAAUUAUAGGGCUAAUUAUAUUGGUGCAACAGGUGCAUCAAAUCUAGUUUCUGCUUUAGCAAAUUGCACUAAUCUCUCAAAUUUGACACUUUAUCUUUUUAACAAUCAAAUUGGCGAUUAAGGUGCAUCGGACUUAGGUUCAGCUUUAAUAAAUUGCAAUAAUCUCUCAAAUUUAACACUUGAACUUUAUUACAAUUUAAUUGGUGCAACAGGUGCAUCAGGCUUAGGUUCUGCUUUAGCAAAUUGCACUAAUCUUACAAAUUUGACACUUGAUCUUAGAUAAAAUUAUAUUGGUGCAACAGGCGCAUUAAAAUUAGGUUCUGCUCUAGCAAAUUGCUCUAAUCUUUCAAAUUUGACACUUGAUCUUUAUAACAAUUAAAUUGGUGAUUAAGGUACAUCAGACUUAGGUUCUGCUUUAGCAAAUUGCACUAAUCUUACAAAUUUGACACUUGAUCUUAGUGACAAUUAAAUUGGUGAUUAAGGUGCAUCAGACUUAUGUUCUACUUUAGCAAAUUGCACUAAUCUUUCAAAUUUGGCACUUCAUCUUUGGUUUAAUAAAAUUUGCUCAAAAGGUAUAUAAGACUUAGGUUCUGCUUUAGCAAAUUGCACUAAUCUUUCAAAUUUGGCACUUUAUCUUCGUGGCAAUUAAAUUGGUUAAGGUGCAUCAGACUUAUGUUCUACUUUAGCAAAUUGCACUAAUCUUUCAAAUUUGACACUUCAUCUUUGUGACAAUUAAAUUGGUGAUUAUAGUGCAUCAAAAUUAAGUUCUGCUUUUACAAAUUUCACUAAGCUCUCAAAUUUAACACUUGAUCUUAGAAUUAAUUAAAUUGGUGCAAAGGGUGCAUCUUACUUAGGUUCUGGUUUAGAAAAUUGCAUUGAUCUCUCAAAUUUGACACUUUACCUUAAGGAGAAUAACAUACGCGAUGAAGGUGCAUCAGGCUUAGGUUCUGGUUUAGCAUAUUGCAUUAAUCUCUCGAAUUUGACACUUAAUCUUAAGUACAAUCAAAUUGGUGAUGAAGGUGCAUCAGGCUUAGGUUCUGGUUUAGGAAAUUGCAUUAAUCUCUCAAAUUUGACACUUAACUUUGAGUACAACCAAAUUGGUGCAAUUGGUGCAUCAGGCUUAGGUUCUGGUUUAGGAAAUUGCAUUAAUCUCUCAAAUUUGACGCUUAACUUUGAGUACAAUCAAAUUGGUGAUGAAGGUGCAUCAGGCUUAGGUUCUGGUUUAGGAAAUUGCAUUAAUCUCUCAAAUUUGACACUUAACAUUCGUAGCAAUAAAAUUGGUGAUGAAGGUGCAUCAGGCUUAGGUUCUGGUUUAGGAAAUUGCAUUAAUCUCUCAAAUUUGACACUUAACAUUUGUGGUAAUAAAAUUGGUGACAAAAAUGCAUCAUGCUUAGGUUCUGGUUUAGGAAAUUGCAUUAAUCUCUCAAAUUUGACACUUAACCUUGAGUAAAAUAAAAUUGGUGCAAAGUGCGCAUCUGGCUUAGGUUCUGGUUUAGGAAAUUGCAUUAAUCUCUCAAAUUUGACACUUAACCUUUAUUGCAAUAAAAUUGGUGAUGAAGGUGCAUCAGGCUUAGGUUCUGGUUUAGGAAAUUGCAUUAAUCUCUCAAAUUUGACACUUUACCUUAAGUAGAAUUAAAUAGGCGAUGAAGGUGCAUCAGGCUUAGGUUCUGGUUUAGGAAAUUGCAUUAAUCUCUCAAAUUUAACACUUUACCUUAAUUUCAAUAAGAUUGGUUAUGAAGGUGCAUUAGGCUUAGGUUCUGGUUUUACAAAUUGCAUUAAUCUCUCAAAUUUGUCACUUUGCAUUAAGUCAUUCACUGCCAAUAGAAAUCUCAGUAUAAAAAAUUAAUUAAAUCUUUAUGAAUUUGUAGAAAAGAUAUUAAAAAGAAAUAAUAAAUAAAUCAGUAAACUUUACUUUUUAAUUAUGGAAGUAGAGUUCAUUGAUAUAAAGCAUGGAGUUCCUCAAAAUGACUUUUCCAUUCAAAUUGAAGAAUAAAUUUCAGAUAAUUUUAAAGUAUUAUAAUGCUAAUCCUAAAAAAAUUCUCUUUGUUACGAAAAAACCAUAUCAAUUAGAUAAAAAAAUAAAUACAAUUAGCAGUAAAAGUCUAUUCCUCUUAAGAAAGCGAAUGGAAUCAAAAAAAAUAAAAAAAAGCUUAAAAACCAACAAUACAUUAUCAAAUAAAUAUUAAACUUUGAGAAGGAUUUAUAAAUAUCAGCUGGAUUGACUCUGAGUAAUCAGGGAAUCCUUAAAUUUGGCUUUUCUUUAGGACAUGUUAGUUUUGGUUAUUCAUAAACAUAAUUCAUCAAAUUUCUACAAAAUGAUUAAAUAUUUUAGAAUCACAUGAUCGACAAUGAAUAAGCACCUAAAAUUUCUGUAGAACAAGCUUUAGAGUAUAUUUUGCAUACACCUUGCAAAUAAGUAUAGGAAGCUAGAGAUGCAUUAGUUUUUUAUAAAGAUGUUUGGAAACUACUAUUUAAUGUAGUAGAAUCUGUAGAGAUAAAUUAAGAAUCAAUCAAAAUUUAGAAUGAAGAAUUCUAAAAGCAUAUAGAGUCUUGCAACGAAUAUAUUAAACAAUAUGUAAAGGAUAAUUAAGGGUAGAUGUUUUAGUAUUCAAUUGGUAGAAUCAAUUUUUAGAAAAAAGGAGUAGAAAUUAUAUAAGCUGGAUAUUCUAAGCCUUUUUUGGAUUUGAUUGGAGUCAAUGAAUAGAGCUUGAGCUCUUUAUUAUUGAGAAACUAAAAAAUAGAGCUAAUCAAAGAUUAAGACGAAAUAAUGAGAAUAUCAUUAAUAGGUUUAACAAAACAUAGUCAAAGUUUAAAAGAAAUAAAAACAUCUUUUAAAAUAAACACUUUUGAUGGAUUUGAUAUUUUGCUUCAUUAAACAAAGAAACAAGUAAUUCCUAAUUACUAAGCUAAGAAAUUGUUUAAUCUACCUUUUGAAUAUAUUUUUUGUAUUGCUGUAUUUGAUGUUGAAUUAGAAGAUUUGAAAAAUUUGAUAGAAUAUCGAUAAAAAAUUAUUUCUAGCCAAAAGAAUCUUACUUUUGAUGAAUUUAUUAAUAAGGAACUUUCUCUUCUUUUUGAAAAUGUUGAGUAUUCAGUCUUAUCUUAAUAAUUUAUAGAAAAAUUUUACCAAGAUAAUUUAAGAGAACUUUAAAAAUUAGAAAAAAUUAAGUAAAAAAAUGAAAUAAGAUGUGGCUAUAAAACUGUAUAGUUCUCAUCAAACUCAUUAUCUUAAAUUAAAGUUAUAUAUAAAUGA
Molecule: messenger RNA, 3381 nt
Organism: Tetrahymena thermophila SB210
Lineage: Eukaryota; Ciliophora; Oligohymenophorea; Hymenostomatida; Tetrahymenidae
Exons: 23
Biological process (GO): nucleocytoplasmic transport; activation of GTPase activity
Cellular component (GO): nucleus; perinuclear region of cytoplasm; cytosol
Molecular function (GO): small GTPase binding; GTPase activator activity
Source: RefSeq, a predicted model, not a curated record